Molecule: messenger RNA, 3584 nt
Organism: Notodromas monacha
Lineage: Eukaryota; Metazoa; Arthropoda; Ostracoda; Podocopida; Cyprididae
Source: the annotation of a GenBank genome assembly
UUGUUUCUGUUCUUCUGUCAGAAAUUCUGAUGUCGAAAGUAACAGCUUGAAAAUAGCUUCAGGUGAUCACGAUUUUGGCCAUGGAUCAUAAGAGGAAACUUCCUUCGGGCUCUGGGAAUGCUGCCGAGACCAAGAUUCCCAGAAAGAAUGAUUUUGGAGAUGAUGAUGAUGACUGGGACAUGGACGCAAAUAUUCUUGCAUCGCUACACGACGAGCUUAUGGAGGAAGCUCCCACUGGGGAAGGACCGGAGACUGUUCAAACAAGUGUUGCAUGGAGUAGACCCGCCGUAAAGUCAAUGGAUCCCACCUCGGAGCCGCUUGUAUUCCAACAAAUAGAUUCCGAUCAUUACAUUGUCAGAGUUCAUGGGUGUGAGGGUAUGAUAUUCGAUGUUGUAGGUGAAACACUCCCAGGAAUGCCAGGUGCUCAAUCGGGAAAAGUGCCGAUCUUCAGGAUGUUCGGUGUGACGAAAGCUGGAAAUUCUGUUUGCUGUCACAUACACGGGUUUGCUCCGUAUUUUUAUGUCACUGCUCCCCAAGAUUUUCCUCAGGAUAAAUGCGCCACGCUAUUGAAACUCUUGAACACUGCCAUCGUGAAUGACAUGCGGGGGAACAAGGAUGUCACGGACCCUGUGUUGGAGGUCGACAUUGUUAUGAAGGAAUCGAUCUUCGGGUUUCAAGGAAAUACGAAGUCGCAUUUUUUGAAAAUCGUUUUGUCUCAGCCCAGAUUAAUUGCAGCUGGAAAGCGAUUGCUGGAGCAAGGAAGCGUAGUUAUUCCCGGUUUUAAUGACCACACUUUCAUCGCCUACGAGAGCAAUAUUGAUUAUGAAAUCAGGUUCAUGGUCGACACCGGAGUCGUUGGAUGCAGUUGGAUUGAACUGCCGUCGGGAAAGUAUUCCAUCAGGAAUAGAACGCAAGUCCCGAAGGCAGUUUCUCGGUGCCAAAUUGAAGUGGACGUCGCAUGGAUAGAUUUCAUCGCCCAUGAACCAGAUGGAGACUGGUCAGCUAUUGCCCCUUUUCGAAUCUUGAGCUUCGAUAUCGAAUGCGCUGGAAGACCAGGCGUUUUUCCGGAGCCAAACAAAGAUCCAGUCAUCCAGAUAGCAAACAUGGUAAUGCGUCAGGGGGAGAAAGAACCAUUCAUCCGAAACGUGUUUACUCUGAACACAUGUGCACCGAUUGUUGGCUCCCAGGUCAUCAGCUUCGACUCGGAAACUAAGCUGUUGGACCGGUGGGCAGAUUUCGUGAGAGAAGUUGAUCCUGACAUCAUCACGGGCUACAAUAUCGCGAACUUCGAUUUGAAUUAUCUAAUUACCCGGGCGAAUCAUUUGAAUGCUCGAUGUUUCCCGUUUCUUGGGCGAGUCACAGACAUCAAAACCGUGGUUAGGCAGCAUGUUUUGCAAAGCAAGCAGCUGGGAAGAAGGGAGAACAAGCUAAUCAACACGGAAGGUCGGGUGCAAUUCGACAUUCUACUGGUUCUACUGCGGGAACACAAGCUGAGGUCCUACACAUUGAACGCAGUAUCGUUUCACUUUCUGAAAGAACAGAAAGAAGACGUGCAUCAUUCUAUCAUUACUGAUCUUCAAAAUGGCAAUGAACAGACUAGGAGAAGGUUGGCAGUUUAUUGUCUGAAGGAUGCAUACUUGCCCUUGAGAUUGCUUGGCAAAUUGAUGCUGAUCAUUAAUCACAUCGAAAUGGCGCGUGUCACUGGAGUACCCUUGGGUUAUUUAUUGACUCGAGGUCAGCAGAUCAAGGUUUUGUCACAGCUGUUGAGAAAGUCGAAAGAAGAGAAUUUGAUUCUCCCGGUGCAUCAUGGAGCAGGAGGUGAGGAUUUUGCCGGAGCAACCGUUAUAGAGCCUGUGCGCGGAUAUUACGAUGUGCCAAUUGCUACUCUGGAUUUUGCCUCGCUGUAUCCCUCCAUCAUGAUGGCCCAUAAUUUGUGCUACACGACGCUUCUAAAUCAGAGCAGAAUCCACAAGUUGGGGCUGACUCCGGAUCAGUAUAUUAAGACGCCGUCCGAAAAUUACUUUGUUAAAUCGAGCGUAAGGAAAGGUUUGCUUCCGGCGAUCCUUGAAAGUUUACUGGGCGCUAGGAAAAAGGCGAAAGCAGAUUUGAAGAAAGAAACGGAUCCAUUCAAGAAGCAGGUGUUGGAUGGGCGUCAAUUGGCUCUGAAAAUUUCUGCAAAUUCGGUGUAUGGUUUCACUGGAGCUCAGAACGGGAAACUUCCUUGUCUUGAAAUUUCGCAGAGCGUCACCGCAUUUGGAAGAAUGAUGAUUGAGAAGACUAAGCAGGAAGUGGAGUCAAAAUAUCGCAUUGAAAAUGGUUAUGAUUACGACGCCAAGGUAAUCUACGGUGAUACUGACUCAGUGAUGGUGAAGUUUGGGCCUCCCACAAUUGAAAAAGCCAUGGAACUCGGAAGAGAAGCUGCGGAAUGCGUUUCGGAAAAAUUUGUGAAACCGAUUAAACUCGAAUUCGAAAAAGUUUACUUCCCGUAUCUCCUCAUCAACAAGAAGCGAUAUGCUGGACUAUAUUUCACGAGACCAGACAAAUACGAUAAGAUGGACUGCAAGGGCAUUGAAACAGUUCGGCGUGAUAAUUGCCCUUUGGUCGCCAAUCUAAUCAACACAUGUUUGCAGAAAAUUUUGAUCGAAAGAGAUCCAAACGGAGCUGUGGAACACACGAAGAAGGUGAUCAGUGACCUUUUGUGCAACAGGGUGGAUAUUUCCCAGUUGGUUAUCACGAAGGAGUUGACCAAAACGGAUAAGGAAUAUGCUGGUAAGCAAGCACACGUGGAACUUGCACACAGAAUGCGAAAACGUGAUGCGGGAUCUGCUCCUAACCUCGGAGAUCGUGUACCGUACGUGAUCAUCGCAGCAUCUAAAGGAACCGCGGCCUACGAAAAAUCGGAGGAUCCUCUGUACGUGCUUGACAACAACAUUCCAAUCGACUGCCAAUACUACUUGGAAAACCAGUUGUCGAAGCCCUUGAUGAGGAUUUUCGAACCAAUAUUGGGCGACAAGGCUGGGUCGGUUCUGUUGAAGGGCGAUCAUACUCGCACGAAGACCGUGGUAACUUCGAAAGUCGGAGCCUUGGCGGCUUUUACGACGAGGAAGGCGACUUGUAUCGGAUGUAAAACUGUGCUGAAGCGAGAGAAUGAAGCAGUCUGUGACUUUUGUCGAAGCAAGGAGCCGCUAUUGCUCAUGAAAGAGACCAGGAAAAUGGCGGAGUUGGAGGAAAAAUUCUCUAGACUUUGGGCUGAAUGUCAACGCUGUCAAGAUUCGUUGCACGAUGACGUUUUGUGCACCAAUCGGGAUUGCCCCAUUUUCUACAUGAGGAAGAAGGUUCAGUUGGAUUUGACGUCACAAAGUAAUGUCAUCAAACGAUUCGGCAACCCUGUGUGGUGAACGUGACCCUUCGAUACGAAAUCGUUCUUUUCGGGUAUUGUUCCGCGUGUGUGCGGUUCGAAAGUUAUUUCUCAAUUUAUUCGAAAUAACUUGAAUUCAUAUUUUGAAAUUUCGUAAAUUUUCUAAAUCCAGAUUGUUUAUCAUGGGCUUAUUCCCGAAUAAAAACAACAUUUUCACGCCUUUUAA